This is a messenger RNA of Trichobilharzia szidati, 471 nucleotides long. NCBI's taxonomy places the organism in Eukaryota, Metazoa, Platyhelminthes, Trematoda, Strigeidida, Schistosomatidae. The record is from the annotation of a GenBank genome assembly.
UCUCAGAGGUCAAAACUAAACCCCGUCAUGGUUGUCGGUCUGUGCAUAGUUAAUAUUAUGUGGAUUAGAUCGGAUAUUUUUCCGGUCACUAUGACAUUCGAUGGAGAAGGAAAAGUAAAUGUCCAGUUUUUCAAGAUCAAUUUCACUUUGAACCACAGAGACCUCAAUUUAACUGUUAAAGAUGUGGACUGUAUAUACUGGGUGGCAUUCGGCUUUAGCAUGACCAAACAGGAAUGGGACAAUAGAGCGGGACAGCGUAAAGGUUACGUAGAUUGUCUAAGUUGGCAUGGACAGAGAGGACGAAAUUACUUUUGAGUGUGACUGCGCAAAACACUAGAGGAGCUGCAGUGAAAAUGUCAAAAUCACACUUCAUACUCAUUGCGUAACAGCAAAACAGCUUCAAUUUGGCUCAUUCAAAUGCUCCGCUUGGAAGUUUCUAAAAUCAAUACGCUUCAUUUUCUCAAUACUCAG